Molecule: messenger RNA, 1173 nt
Organism: Schizophyllum commune H4-8
Lineage: Eukaryota; Fungi; Basidiomycota; Agaricomycetes; Agaricales; Schizophyllaceae
Exons: 4
Coding region: 1-1173 (390 amino acids)
Source: RefSeq, a predicted model, not a curated record
AUGCGUAUCCCUCGUACUCGUCUUCGACGGAGCGGGAAGCGCGUCGUCCUCGCUCGCGUCUUCGACGGAGUGGGAAGCGCGUCGUCCUCGUCUUCGCCAUCGACGCAGACAAAAGCGCCUCGCCCUGCGUUACAAAGAAGUGUGUCUUCGCCAUCGACGGGGGCGAAAGCGCCGCUCGCCUGCGAUGAAGAGGGUGAAAGCGCCGCUCGCCAUCGACGAAGUGUGCCGCGCUUCGACGAAGACGAAGGUCGAAAGCGCCCCUCUCCACCGACGAAGAGGGUGAAAGCGCUCCUCGCUCUGGUCUUCGACGAAGGGGGCAAAAGCGCGCCUCGCCAUCACCUUCGCCCUCGCUCCCCGCCUGCGACGAAGUGUGCUGCGCUGCGUCCGCGGCGCGCGCUAGGGAAAGCCUCGAGUCGAGCACGGCGGCCUCGCUCACGAGUCGAGUCGUCGAGUCGAAUCGAGUCGGGCGAGGAGAAGGAGGACGAUGUCGAUCUCGUCGUCGGCUCGAGCACGCUCGAUGCCGACCUCGUCGUCGACUCAAGCACGCUGACUGCCGACGCGAGGUCGACUCGAGCACGCCCGCUCACGAGCUCGUUAUCGAGGCGAGUCGAGCACGACCUCGUCGUCGAGUCAAUGUCGAGUCAAGUCCAGUCGAGUCGGCUCGAGCUCGUCGUCGAGUCGAGCACGCCCGCUCACGAGCUCGUUGUCGGCUCGGGCGAGGGAGAAGGAGCACGCUCGUCAGCUCGAGCACGGCGGCCUCGCUCACGACCUCUUCGUCGGUCGACUCAAGCACGACCUCGUCGUCGAUUCGACUCGAGCACGCCCGCUCACGAGCUCGCCGUCGCCUCGAGCACGCUCGCUCACGACCCCGUCGUCGACUCGAGUAGUCGGCUCGCUCACGACCUCCUCGUCGAGUCGAGUCGAGCGAGGGAGAAGGAGGAACGAUUCGGCUCGAGCACGGCGGCCUCGCUCACGGCCACGGUCGUCGAGCACGACCUCGUCGUCAAGUCGAGCACGCCCUCUCACGACCUCGUCGAGUCGAAUUGGACGAGGGAGAAGGAGGGCGCUGCCAGCCGAGAAGGAGGGACGAUGUCGACCCACGUCGUCGAGUCGAGCACGCUCGAGCACGACCUCGCUGUUCGACUAGGGGCGAGUCGAAUCGGACGAGCAUGA